Messenger RNA from Nylanderia fulva, 2687 nucleotides. RefSeq lists its product as uncharacterized. Gene Ontology annotation, molecular function: DNA-binding transcription factor activity, RNA polymerase II-specific. The record is from RefSeq and is a predicted model, not a curated record. Gene Ontology annotation, cellular component: nucleus. Gene Ontology annotation, biological process: regulation of transcription by RNA polymerase II. Lineage: Eukaryota; Metazoa; Arthropoda; Insecta; Hymenoptera; Formicidae.
CAGCGCACACACGUCAUCCUCACCAGCGGUGAACGGCGCCUUCAACCGUUUGCCCUGGGGUCGCCGUCGCGAUCCAUCCACGAUCCAUUCAUCGGAAAUCAUCGGACUCAUCGAUUUUGGACAUUAGGAAUUUGCCCGGAAGUGAUCCAAGUUGUGUAUCGAGUUGUGUGACAUUGGCUGGAGUCGUGUGAAAUCGUGGACCGCUUCAAGAUUAAAGACUCUCUCUCUGCUGUGAAACUUAUCGAAUUCGAUGGAAAUACGAAGAAGAAUAGCGGAGGAAAAAGUUUGGUGUACAAGAGGAUGAUUGAUUUCAAUAAUAAUAAUGUUUAAACGAUAUUUGUUUUCCUUGAGGCAGAUCGAAUGAUUCUUCGUGCUCGAAAUUUCAAAUCAUAAUUAACUAAAUGCAAAGAAAUUCCAGAUUUAUAUCUCGAUGAUUACGAAUAAAUUAAAGAUGAAAUGGAGAGACCAGUUCGAUAAAGGUGUGGGACGUUAUUGGUGAUCAGAAACAUGGAAUGUGAAUCGAUUAAAGGACUGGAACCAAGAAUCUUGAUGAUGCCGACGGACAGUCAGGAUAUUGUAAAGUUGAUUAUUAUUGAUGUGUCAACAUUCAAGUCUCGGAGACUAUAUUUUUGUCAUGAGGACGAGAGUUUCUUGAAUUUAGUGUCGUCGAUUCGUGUCGCGAUGUGUAUAGCUUGAAAUUAUUCGCGAUAAAUUUGUACAAUUUCUGAGGACGGUAUGAAAAACGUGUACUGUGACUGAUGGGAAAGAAUUUUACGCGAAACUUGAAUCAUAUUCAAUGUUGGAUGUUCGACAAUUAAUCGGAAGUCGGUGAAAGUGUUCGGGCUGGUAGGAAGAAAGUCGUGUUGUGUGAGCUGUGCUGCUGGGUGCGAUUAGACGGCGAAAUUUCCAUAAUUUCUGCCUACCAUGCAACCAUUCGCGACGGGCAGCACAAUGGCGACCGAGACACCGACGAGCCUGCCGCCCGAGAGGGUGACCUCCCCAACGCCCUGUCGCAAUCUCACCUUCUCUAUCGCGAAGAUUAUGGAGCCGGACAAGCGACUGACCGAGCAAAACGCUAAUCAGAUAGCAACGCCUACGGUACCAGCGACGACAGCAACGACAAUUUUGCAACAACCACCGAGCAUCUCUUCUCCGUCGUACUCGGCGCAUCUGAAGUCAGCGUUCGAGAAGUACGUCCCGACACUGAGGCACCAGGAUCUGCUGCAGCAUUACCCUGUAUUAUCCAAAUACUAUCCGCUGUACUAUCCUAGUCCCUUAUUGAGGGCCUUCCCGGGUCCACCCGCUUCGACCCCCUCGGUCACCCAGAGCUCGCCACCUCCGACGACCAUUCAGGAGGCAUCCUCGAGGCUCAGUCUCGCCAACAUGUCGCCGGAGAAUCAGCGGAAGAAGAGUCCGGCGCCGCGCGGCGAGCUCGGCACCGUGAAUAAACAGAAGACCUUCACCUGUCCGGAGUGCGGCAAGGUGUUCAACGCGCAUUACAAUCUUACGCGACACAUGCCGGUACACACGGGCGCCCGGCCGUUCGUUUGCAAGAUCUGCGGCAAGGGUUUCCGGCAAGCGAGCACCCUCUGCCGACACAAGAUCAUCCACACCGCCGAGAAGCCGCACAAGUGCGUGACCUGCGGCAAGGCGUUCAAUCGUAGCUCGACCCUGAACACCCACACGCGAAUACACGCCAAUUUUAAGCCGUUCGUCUGCGAGUUCUGCGGCAAAGGAUUCCACCAGAAGGGCAACUACAAGAAUCACAAGUUGACGCACAGCGGCGAGAAAGCGUACAAGUGCAACAUCUGUAACAAGGCGUUCCAUCAGAUCUACAAUCUCACUUUCCACAUGCACACGCACAACGAUAAGAAACCAUUUUCCUGCAAGAUCUGCGGCAAGGGCUUCUGCAGGAACUUCGACCUGAAGAAGCACAUGCGGAAGCUGCACGACGCAGGCUCGCCGGUUCUCAGCGGAUUGGACGCCUCGGGCCAGAGUCAUAACCAGCAGUCGGGCUACUCGUCGGUGUACCAUGGUCCGGAACACUCGAUUGUCAAUCCGUUUAUACUUGCCCCGCCUGGAUCUACGAGUUACCAUUCUCUUAGUAAGAUGUUGUGACAGAGCGAAAACAUGCAUUAUCCUAGGAAGACACAGUAUCCGCUCAUUCUCGGCUCACCUUGCUACUCGGCUGACAUGGGCCAAUUAGCGCAAACCUCGAAAUAAAGGGCAGAGAGGAAAAACGCCAAAGAAUUUGCGUCCGAUAUCUCUUGCUUGGACAAAAUAUAUCCCGCUUUUGUCAUAACGAUGAAUCGGAAAAUACAUUCACGAUAUAUAUUUAACUGAGAAAAAAUGUAUACAACAUUUUGAAAACGUGAUCGAGAGCCGAUAAAAUCUCUCUUGUAAGUGCAACACAAGUUUUAAUAUAUAACAAGAAAUAAGUAAUAUUGAUGGUUUGUUCGAUAAAAUCUCGACAGUUGGUUGUUCAUCUGCAUGAUUAAAAAAUUGAGAUUAAAGUUAAAUUGAAAAGCGAAAUAUAACGAAUGAUUCAAAUAAAAUUAUCACUCGAUUUUCUUACCUUUAUAUGUAUAUCGAGAUAACGGUAUUUCCGGUAGUUCUCUAUUUUUAUAACGUAACUCUGACACGUUAAUUAAAUUUUUAUCAAAUUUAUUCUUUCAAAUUUAUAUAUA